Molecule: messenger RNA, 5937 nt
Organism: Portunus trituberculatus (swimming crab)
Lineage: Eukaryota; Metazoa; Arthropoda; Malacostraca; Decapoda; Portunidae
Product: toll-like receptor 7
Biological process (GO): signal transduction
Molecular function (GO): protein binding
Source: RefSeq, a predicted model, not a curated record
CCUCGAGCUCUCACGGGGGAAGAAUGUCGCUUCUCCUCCGCCUCACCCACCCUCUUCCCCCUCCCCAUCACAGCAUUCCACCUACCACGAAGCUCCCCCGUGAAGCUUAACCCCCCGGGACGCUUACCACCUGGCGAGUAAGCCGUGCAAUGUCACCUGGGGGAGUGAAGCUAAGGGGACGAGUGGGGAUACUGCGUUUUGGCUUAGAAUGGAAACCUGCGGUGUUCUAGUGACAAUAUAACAAACAGCCCUGGAUGGUUCUGAUAAAGAGGGAUGGUUCUGGAUUAAUACUACGACUACUGUUAUUUCUCCCCUCUCUCUCUCUCUUUCUGUGUGUCUCUGUGUCUCCCCUCGUCCUCCGCUGCUAAUGAAAAGGUAGAAAGAGGGGAGUCUUUCCGCGCCAGACGAUAAAAGGUUUCACUAUUCAAGCUUGCAUUUAAAAGCUUGAGUGCUCUCAGUGUAGCUUCAACGUCCGCUUGUCUCCCAGGAUGGUGAUGUACAGUGCUCGUUGACAGUGAAAGGGGAAAAAUGGUGAACGAGGGGAAAUGUUUCGUCUGACAAGGUGAAGUGAAGGUGAAUGUUACCUGUGUUUUAAUUAAGGUGAACCUGUGGUGAGUCAAGGUGCUGGUGUGACUUGGAGAGUGAGUGAGAGGCGCAGGGCAAUGAGAGAGGCGCUGAGUGUGAGGGGAGAGAGGGGAUUGUCCGCCACGCCAGCGAGGAGAGGCGUGUUACCUGGCCGAGUAUUUGUGGGUGUGAGGCGUGAGGCGUGAGGUGUGAGGGAAGGUAAAUAUAGAGGCCCGAGGAUAGGGUUGCCAAGUGGCGGUGCUGACGGGGCGAGGACAAAUGUUGACGAGUGACGAGUGGCAAGUGACGAGUGACGAGUGAGAGGGAGUGGUGGCGACGUGUAAGGAUGUGCCAACACGUAAUCCACGGGAGGUAAUGGUCUUAAAGUGAGACGUGACUGUCCGUCCGCCGCGGCCGCUCGCCACGCACCAGCCUCAGCCUGCCUGGCCUUAGCCCUCAGCCUCCCUCCCUGCCGCCGCCGCCGCCGCCGCCGUGCUACAGUGGCUGGCUGGCCUCGCCGCGGAGCGCUGUGCUGCUGCUGGUGAGCCGCGGCGCUCGCCUCACGCCGCACCUCACUGGGAAGGCCCCGGCACUCAGCAGGCAGGACAGCAUCAGCCCUCAGUAGCGGCGCAGUGCAUCAGUGAGCCGGGACAGCGAGGCCGCCACCAGCCGGGCAGCGCGUGUGUGCGUGUGUGUGUGUGUGCGCGAGGGUCCGAGGCAAGGAGCAUUCGGUACACAAACAAAGGGAGGCAGGCCGCCCUCCCCCGGACGCCCCGGUCCCCGCGUCCGCCGCCACCACGCCCCAGUGCCUGCGUGGGCGUGGCGGUGUCCUGCAGAGUAGCCCUGGAGGCGCCGCCGCCCGUGCCGCGCCUUGGCCAGGGUGCGGGCGAGCGCGGGCGUGUGUCAGAUGCCCGCGGGGCCACACCGCCGCUGCUGCUGCGGCCUCCUCCCCUCUGGUCGUCAUCGAUCACCACAGCUCACCGCCAUCACACACGGUCCCCCCGCCCUCCGCCCCCCCGCCACGUGCCCCCCACACCUGCGCACCAGCACGUGCCGCCAGUCCGCGGCGUGAGUUAGUGCGGGGCAGGCGGGGCGGCGGUGCUCGGGCGUGUCGGCCCAGCGCCUCCCUGAUGGCGGGCGUUCCCGGACUGCCGCCGCUGCCACUGCUGCUGUUGCUGCUGCUAGCGCUGGCGGGCAGUGGCAGCGGGCGUCCCCCAGAUUGUGAGUGGCGCCUGGAGAACACAAGCGUGACGGCGCGCGCCGAGCAGCAGGUCAGCACCUCCUGCCGCGUUAGGACUCUCACCCGCGACCUGCUGACUACUGCCGGCGACGCAGACGGUGACAAGGGCUCGGCGCUGUCGGCGCUGGCACAGGCGGCGCACGUGACGGCACUAUCCCUGCACUGCGCGCGCCAGGUGGUAUUUGAGUCGCACGUGGAGGCGGGUAUGUUUGGCGUUUUCCCGCGCCUUCAGGAGCUGCACAUCCUGGGCUGCAAAGUGACGCAACUGCCGCCGCACGCCCUGGCGCGCCUGCCCAACUUGCGCCGCCUCACGCUGCGCGCCCACCACGAGGACUGGCCCACGGCGGCCCUCGCCGUGCACCCUGACGCUCUCAGCGGCCUGGGACGCUUGGAGGCCUUGGACCUGGCCCACAACGCCCUUUGGGCACUGCCUGCAGCCCUCCUGUGUCGCCUGCCCGCCCUCGCUGCCCUCAACCUCACCCACAACCGCCUGCACCAUCUACCGGAUCUGGGCCUGGGCGCCGAGGCGUGCGGGUCGCCGCUGCGGCAGCUGGACCUGGCCCACAACCAGGUGUCUGAAGUGCCCGCUGCCGCGCUGGCCGGUGCUGCGGAGCUACAGACGCUGUCGCUGCGGCAAAACCGCGUGGCGCACCUCGCCGACACCGCCUUCCAGGGGCUGGCCGCACUGCGCCGCCUCGACCUGUCACACAACAGGCUGGUGGCGGUGCCGCGCUCCGCCCUGGCUGACCUCACGCAGCUGCGGGAGUUGCGGCUGUCCAACAACUCCUUGGGCGCCCUGCCGCCUGACGCCUUCGCCGGCCUGACGCAGCUGCUGACGCUGGACCUGGCGCACAACCAGCUGACUUUCGGCCCCGCCGCGGCGCGCCCCUUCACCGGCCUGAUCCGCCUGCGCGUGCUGGACCUGUCGCACAACCGCCUGGCCGCGCUGGCGCCGGACUCCUUCCGCGGUUUGUACUCGCUGCAGGUGUUGCGCCUCGGACACAACAGGAUGGCCGUGUUGCCGGACGGCCUGUUCGCCGGCCUGCACAACCUGCACACACUGGCGCUGGGGCACAACCGCCUGCGGCAGGUGUCACGGCGGUCACUGCAGGGCUUGGUGGUGGUGACGCACCUGCUGCUGCACCACAACCUGCUGGGUUCCGUGCACCCCGCGGCGCUGGACAACUGCUCCUCGCUGCACCACCUCGGCCUGGCCCACAACCUGCUGGAUCACGUGCCGCAAGCCGUGUCCCACGCCCCGCUGCUGCGCACCCUGGACCUGGAUCACAACCUGCUCACCGCGCUGGAGGAGGGCGUGCUGCGUGGCCUGACGCACCUGCAGGAGCUGCACGCCGCGCACAACCAGAUCGCGGCGUUGAAUAAGACCUCCCUGGCGGAGGUGCCCGCGCUGCGCCUGCUGGACCUGUCUCACAAUGGACUGGCGGGCGUAGAGUUUGGCGCCCUGGAUGCCACGCCGCGUCUGGCGGGCCUCAGCCUUCACCACAAUCUGCUGGGGGACCUGAACGGCAUGGUGGGCGAGCUGCAGAACCUGACGUGGCUGAACGCCUCGCACAACGCCAUCACGUGGUUCGACUACGCGCUGCUGCCGCGCAACCUAGAGUGGCUGGACCUGAGCCACAACCAGCUGGCGCAGCUGGACAACUACUACAGCCUGGAACAGGCGGUGGGGCUGCGCGUGCUGUACGCGGCGCACAACAACAUCUCGGACAUCUCUGCCAGCAGCGUGCCGGACAGCGUGGAGGAGCUACACCUGCACCACAACGCCAUCUCCUACGUGGCCUCCAACACCUUCCUGGAGAAGGCCAACGUGGCGCUCAUCGACCUGCGCCACAACAGUCUCACCAUCCUGGAGGAGGCUGCCCUCAGGCUGUCCCCCCGCCAGGCCCCGCCGCCCUUGCUACUGCUGUCACACAACCCUCUGCAGUGUGACUGCGCCGCGGACUGGCUGCUGCGGGCGGCGGGCGCGGUGUUGGGCGCGGCCAUGGGCGGGGGCUCUGUACUGCCGCACCUCGGGGACGUGGGGCGCGUGGAGUGCCAGCUGCCGGGGCUAUGGGGCGCUGCGCUGGUGCCACUAGUCACCGUGCAGCCGCAGCAGUUCCUGUGCACGUACCGCCGCCACUGCUUCACGCUGUGCCACUGCUGUGACUUCGACGCAUGUGACUGCGAGCAGACAUGCCCGCGCAACUGUACGUGCUAUCACGACCACACGUGGACCCACAACGUGGUGGACUGCAGCGGCGGAUGGACGGCCAUGCCCUCCGGCGUGCCCAUGGACGUGACGGAGGCCUUCAUGGACGGCAACGCCAUGGGCGCCCUCACCUCGCAUGCCCUUAUCGGCCGCAAGAACCUGCGAGUGCUGCACCUCAACCACUCCGAGGUGACGGCCAUCCAGAACAGGACCUUCAACGGCCUCAAGACGCUGCAGGUGCUGCGCCUCGACCACAACCUGCUGGCCGAGCUGCGCGGCCACGAGUUCCUCGAUCUACACGACCUGCGCGAGCUGUACCUACAGCACAACCGUCUGCGCCACCUCAACAACGCCACCUUUGUGCCGCUGCGCGCCAUCGAGGUGCUGCGCCUGGACCACAACCUGCUCACCACCUUCCCCGUGUGGACGCUGCGCCACAACCUGUUCCUGCUGGAGGCCGGCCUGCACCACAACCCAUGGAGCUGCGAGUGCGCCUUCCUGGCCGACCUGCGCCUGUGGCUGGAGGCAAACCGCAUCAAGGCCACCAAUGCCAGCCUGGUGCACUGCCGCCACAACACCACGGGUGCCGCCGGCCCGCCCGUGCUGUCCGACACGCCGCUGCGGUGCGACCACUAUGUGGCCACCACACGCAUCAACAGCCUCAUCGUGCACGACUACCUCAUGAUGCUGCUCAUCACCGCGGUGCUGCUGCUGCUGCUGCUGGCCGCCGCACUCACCGUCUUCGCCUACCGCCGCCGCCUGCGGCUGUGGGCGGUGGGCCGCUACGGCAAGCGCCUGUUCGAGAAGUCCUCGGCCUAUGUGGAGGAGCGCGAGAAGCUGUUCGACGCCUUCGUCACGCAUAGCGCCAAGGACGCCACCUGGGUGUGCGGCCUCAUGGCGCCAGAGCUGGAGGCCUCGGGGUACCGCGUGUGUGUGGCGCAGCGGGACUGCGGUGGCGCGGGCGCAGCCAUCGCGGAAAGCAUCGCCUGCAGUCGCCGCGUGGUGGUGGUGCUGUCGCGCGGCCUGGUGGACGCCGAGUGGUGCCGCUACGACUUCAAGAGUGCGCACGUGGAGGCGCUGCGCGGCGUGCGGCGGCGCCACGUGGUGGUGGUGCUGCUGGAGGACGUGCCGCGCACCGAGCUGGACGCCGAGCUGGCGGCACUGACGCGCGCCGCGGCUACCGUGCUGAGGCCACGCGACCCACGCUUCUGGGACCGCCUCAAGAGGUCCCUGCCCUCCUUGCGAGGCCGCCGCGCCACAGCCAGGGGCGCGGCGGCGCGACCCCUAGUACCACACCACGCCAACAGCUCGUGGCCGCGGCAGGAGGCCAAGGGCGUGGGCAUGGGGGCCGCCAAGUCCCUCACCGUCAAUCCAUACUGGGAGACCGCCGUGGGGGAGGGCGCCUGGCCCUGCAAGGUGGCAGGGCCUGGAGCGCCUCUCCCCUGGGUGCAGGCGCCGCCCAACCCACCGUCCACGCCGCGCCCUGAAGCAGGGGGUGAGGGCACGUCGCCGGCGCGGUGCGGCGCGGAGGGUGAGGGGCCGGAGCACACCUACAUGAGCGUGAGCGAGUGCGGCGAGGCGCUGCCCGUCUCGUCGCCGCGCCCCGGGGACGCUGUCGAGCCGCCCACGUCCUUGGCGGAGGGCUGGGCCGAGGCGGGGGCGCGGGGCCCCGCCUUCCUGCGCCACGACGCCCCAGACUACCUCACCCGCAGCUGGGUCUUCCACGCGCCCCCCGGGGAGCAGCCGCCCCCUCCGGGACAGACCUACUUCGUUUAGACAACUGUCCCGCGGGCGUGCCGCCCACACACUUCAAGUUCCUCCGCGCCCCCGCCCCCCAGCACGCCCCGGCUGAGGACCGGCCCAGACACAUUCCGCCCACGCCACGGUGCGCGCCGCCACGCACGCACCCUUGGCGCCGCAGACA